Messenger RNA from Aspergillus steynii IBT 23096, 2454 nucleotides. Its product is annotated as putative lipase. NCBI's taxonomy places the organism in Eukaryota, Fungi, Ascomycota, Eurotiomycetes, Eurotiales, Aspergillaceae. The coding region runs from base 126 to 2444 and encodes 772 amino acids. Gene Ontology annotation, molecular function: sterol ester esterase activity; triacylglycerol lipase activity. The transcript has 3 exons. The record is from RefSeq and is a predicted model, not a curated record. Gene Ontology annotation, biological process: triglyceride catabolic process. Gene Ontology annotation, cellular component: cytosol.
CUGGUCCGGUGUGCAUUUUUACCUGGUUCCGCCUCCAGGGCCUCAUUUUUAACUGCGACAUUCUUUGUGUUAUUUGAGGGGCUCAUUCCUGCACUCGAGACAACUCCAGCUAUAAUUUAGCCGGGAUGAUAGGUGUAGACCACGUUCUGGGACGGCCGUCCACCAAGUUUCGUAAGAUCCAGGUCUUCGCCGUUUUCCUGUUCUGGUCUUCUUAUCUCCUUCGAGGAAACAAGCAUGGUCCUCCGAUUAUCCGAAAGCUUUCGUCUCGUCUCUCCCAGAAACUGAGUGUCUGGCAAACUACGGUCUUCGUUUUCCUAUGGCUUUACAUUUGUCGAAAUUUCGCGAAGAUCGUUGGCUUGGAGUGCCCGGAGCCUUUGUCGAAUCUGUAUUCGCGUUCCUUCUUCCGGGCAACAUGGAUCACCACGGCUCUGGAUGCAGGCUUCUGGACGGCGAUGAAUGUUAAGCCAAAAUGGCUACGUGAUAUCUCGUCCUUAGUCUUCACGGGAUAUUAUCUAUUUGCGGCAGAACAGGCCGAUGAGAAGGUCCGUCGGGUUCGGGCUACCCUCACGGUAGAACACCUGCGAGUCUCGUGGAACAAGGCCACAACGCCGUACCUGUGGACACUGGCGAGUAUAGUCCGGCCCCGACUUACCAGAUAUCCUCCCCGUGCAAUUCGAAUCCCUCGUCCGGGACAGUCUUCAUACACAGAGCCGACCAAUGCAUGGCUCUACUUUGAUGGGCCUUUGAGUACGCUCCGGGACCAGACGUGCAUUAUUCUGGAUAUCCCCGGGGGUGGGUAUGUUGCUAUGAGUCCUCGGUCUUCGGAGGAUCGGUUGCUUGCAUGGGCAGGAAAGACCAAGGUGCCGAUUCUCAGUCUUGACUACAAGAAAGCGCCAGAGUAUCCCUACCCUUACGCUCUGAACGAAUGUUACGAUGUCUACCACAUGAUUGUCUCUACUCGCGGCCGCUGCGUGGGGCUUAGCGGACAAACACGACCUCGAAUUGUUCUUACCGGAGACAGUGCGGGCGCGAACCUCGCCGUAGGAACGGCAUUGGUGACUCUCCAGUCUGGUGGUGCAAACGCGCCACGAUGGCAGGGCGAGAACAUCCUGCCGCGCCCAGAUGGGCUGGUUUUGGCGUAUCCGACGCUAAGCAUGAAAGUGGAAAGCUGGAUGACGGAAGAGCAGAUGGCCUUGAUCCAAGAGAAAAGCACGCGUCGGACAAAUCAGAGUGUCUUGCAGCGGAAGAACAUGGACUAUCAGCGAUUAACGCCGUUCACAUCACCAGGUCCCUCUGUCAGCGACUUGCAAGCUACACCUUCACCUGAUCCUGACGCCGAACCGGAUGGGAUAGUGAAAGAAGCUUCAAAGAUCAUCGAGGAGGAGCUUGCACAAGAUAGCAUAGCAGCCCAAGCUGUUGAGAUGACUGAGCACCAGCCAAAGCAAAUCCGAACUCGGUUGGCCGUUUCCUCGAUGAUUUCAUACGUCCACGAUCGCAUGUUGACCCCCGAGAUUAUGAGAGCUUUGAUUAUCUUAUAUAUCGGUCCUCACAAUCGCCCUGAUUUCAGUACAGACUUUCUCCUGUCGCCUGUUCUUGCGCCGGACGCACUACUCUCACGCUUCCCAAAGACAUACAUCAUCACGGGGGAACGCGACCCCCUAGUUGACGAUACUGUGAUCUUUGCCGGCAGGCUACGACAGGCGAAGUUGCACCAAUUCAGAGAGCGCCAGGAGUUAGGCCUAGAGAAGUCAUGGCGCAGCUUCAAGGAAAAGGACCAUGUUGAAGUGUCCUUACUACCAGGGGUGUCUCAUGGCUUUCUCCAGAUGGCAGGAUUCUUCCCCGAGAGCUGGAAGCACAUCAAUCGAUGCGCUUCGUGGAUUCAGGAUCUGUUCGAGAUGGCCGAGAGGAAGAAGGCAUCUCCCAGCUUCCCGCAGUCCUUAGUCGACACCGCCAGUCUUCAUAAGACGCCCAAAAAAGAAACGACCAACAAAGAGCGUACCCGCAAUCACAAGCGAAGCCUAACUGGCGAGUCCUCGGCCGACGAGGAUAAACCGUUGGAGAUGGGCAUCGGCAAGAUGACGCCUCUGAAUACGGAUGACGGCCAUGUUGGCCACGCACGAAUCCAUCGGUCCUUUAGCAGUGGCGUCCAGCUGGUCAGCCAAGAAAUCCACUCCGACAACGAGGUUCCCCGGUCCAGAAGCGUGUCAAGGGGGCGCACACCUCGAGCCAGCGGGCUCGCCAGAAAACGGCGAUUUGCACCGACAUCCCUGAAGAUGCCCAGCGUGAACGGAUACUCGUCCGACGGCCCGGAAAGCCCGGCGUACUUUCGUCGCAGAGAGGGCAGUUUGGAUAGUCUCUCCAGCGAGGAAGAUCUGCUUCACCGCCGCAUGACAGGCAUCGCGGGAGGAUUGAUGGGUAUUGGAGAGAGGGCACAAACCCCGUAGUACUGAGGCG